ACUAAAUACGCAAGACAAGACGUUAUACUAAAAAAAUUAAUUAUCGACAAGCCGAUUGUUAUUUGACAUAAAGUUAAAAUGACUUCGGGAAGAAUUAGAAGCGCAUUCGUGGUAAUUGAUGGCGAAGAAGAAGCGCUAGAAACAAUAAUAACUAUACCGCCCGAUGGUGGAUGGGGAUGGGUUGUAAUGGUGUCAUCAUUCUUUUGCAACAUGAUAGCAGAUGGACUGGUGUUCAUGUUUGGCGUCUAUUUGGAUGAUAUAAGUAAAACGUUACGAUCCGACCCAACUUCUGUAGCUAAUAUCAACUCCGCUAUGACAGGAGUCUACUCCUUUGCCGGGCCAUUUGCAAGUGCUCUAACCAACCGUUAUGGUUUCCGAACUGCUGCUGUUGUAGGAUCGCUGAUAGGAUGUGCGGGAUAUCUUCUCACUUCCCAAACCAUAGAAAUUUGGCAAUGUUACUUAACGCAUGGUGCGCUUACUGGUGUGGGCACCGGCCUGUUGUACGUUCCAUCGAUUGUUGUCGUGGGUUUCUACUUCGAGAAAUGGAGAGCCCUGGCAACGUCAAUAGCAGUUACAGGCUCUUCAGUUGGGAUGAUUGUAUUUCCCGUAAUAAUUAACUUUAUACUUACUGAUUACAAAUGGAGUAUUCAUUUCAUGGUGUUUGGGGCACUUUUCGGCUUAUGUCUGAUUUUCGCCCUCGUUUAUAAACCCCUGGAGCCGGUCAGAAUUGAACCAACCGUUGAGAGAAGAGUCACAUUUGACCUUAGCAAUAUGCCCUCCAGAUACAACAACGCCUCGUUUCCAACGAAUGCUGCAGUGUAUAAUAAAGAAAACAUGACUUUUAUUCCGUUAAAACAGGAAUCAUCUGAAACGAUUUACAGCGGAACUAUUUCAGAUAGUUCCAGAGAAUUUGCUUCUGGAUUUUUUUCUAGACUUGCCUUUUCCAGUAGAGUACAUCAAAUGUCCCGUGAAAGGAACAUAAGCAAGUGCGCUGCAUGUUGCAGACUAUGUUGUCGAAGGAAAGUUAGAAUGAAGCCCGUUUCUAGACCAUUCUACAGGGAUGACGCUUUUUAUACCGGUUCGUUGGCUAUUCUUCCGGACUAUAAGAAAUCUCAAUUGGCAACACAAAGGAAUGUAUAUGAGAAAUCUGCAAUAGAUUACCAUAUCUCAGUUACCAGAACUGCCACCGCGGCAGAUCUUUACGCGAAACAUCAUGCAUGUGCCUGUUGUCCAGACUCUUGCAGACGAGUGCUGGUAACAAUGCUGGAUUUGUCAAUUUUAAAAUCGAUACCAGUACUGUUGGUGGUCUUCAGCGGACUUUUCACGACAGCAGGACAAUAUAUACCUUUCACUUAUAUUGUCCCAAGAUCAACUCAAGUCGGCAUAAAUGACAUGGAUGCAAAAAUGCUCAUUUCAAUCAUGGGCAUUGCAAAUUGUGUAGGAAGAAUUUCGAGUGGAAUAUUAUCGACAAUUCCAGCGAUUGAUCCUUGCUGUCUAACAGCAGUAAUGCUGCUGAUCGCCGGUGCCGCUACGUUAUCUUGUUCCGUUUCUAAUACCUUCUGGUACCAGUCACUCACCUGUGCCAUUUUUGGAUUUUGUAUUGUAUUUUUUUGUAGCUGGUCCGGUUUCAUUGAGAUCAGUGAUAAUAGUGGAAUUAAUAGGAUUGUCAAGAUUGACCAGUGCGUUUGGAUUAUGUUUGGUGUUCUUGGGAAUUGGUUGUUUCGCCGGUGUACCUUUGGCAGGAUUUUUUGUCGAUAUGACUGGCAGUUUCGAUUAUGGUUUCUAUUUUGCUGGAGGGGUUAUUGUUCUAAGUGGAAUACUUUUAAUACCAGUCAAACCGAUCGCUAAGAAAUAUCCGCAAACUGUUGAGUUUCUAAAAUAGCGAAUUAAAUCUGUUAAUUGUGUAGUUGACUUACUAAUAGACAAUAAUGUAAUUUUAUUAUAGAGGUAAUAAUAUCUCCCAUUUAAUUUUGAAUAAAUCUCUCACAGGAAAAUCUUAAUGUAGCAAAUACGAUAACUCUAUGUCUUUAACAUUGACAAUUUCAAACAAAGAAGAUAACAUUGUACUUUCAUUUAUUUUCUAUUUUUUAUUUUUAAUAUCCAUACACACUCCUAUAGCACGAAGAACCAAUAUAAAAAAAGGAAAAACUGUUCAAGUAUCUUCUGUUUAUAAAAAGUGAUAAUAAAUAUGCACACUCGGUCACAUGUAGUUCCACGAGAAGCGGUCACGAGUGGUCUAUGUCGACAUCGUCACCACGCGUAGUCGCUACUAUUCUCUACUGAAAGGCACUGGUGGCUUAUCAGUCAAAAAGACGAAACCAAUGUGAUAAUUAAAAUUGUAAUGAUGCAGAAAGCACUUAAGUAUGGCAGCUAACGAAGCGUGUGGCUGCUUCCGGUAGCGACUACAAGUGGCUAAUUGUAUUAACGGCCUAUAAGAAAUACUGACACCGCUGGCCAUGAUGUAAAAAGCACUAAGGCAAGCUGCCAACGAAGUUUCUGGCUGCUUCCGGUAGCGAUUACAAGUGGCUAAUUGUACUAGCGGCCUAUAAGAAAUAUUGACGCCGCUAGUAAUGAUGCAGAAAGCACUGAAGCAUGGCUCCUAACGAAACGUGUGGGUGCUUCGGGGAGCGACUACAAGUAGUCAAUUGAACUGACGGCCUAUAAGAAGCACUGACGCCGUUGACCACGAUGUGAAAAGCACUAAGGCAUGCUGCCAACGAAGCUUGUGGCUGCUUCAUGUAGCGACUACAAGUGGCCAAUUGUACUAGCGGCCUAUAAGAAAUACUGACACCUCUGGCCAUGAUGCAGAAAACACUAAAACAUGGCGAAACGUCUACAAUUACGCAAAGAACACACAAAAAUUCAGCCUGUUGUAUGGAAUACCACUACUUACCCCUCGGAUAUUGAAGAGCCAGUGAUUGUUUCUGUAUAUAAUAACAAAAAGCAAAUACAUAACAACUUAAAUAAUAAUUAAAAAACACAAAUAUAACAGCGUUUAUUCAGAUAACAUUAUCAUUGUUAUUAUAUAUAAAAAUGUUAUAGCUGGAUACAAAAAUAGUACCUAUAUACAUAUGUAUUUAUAGCAUAAGACCCAUUUAAAGGUCCAUCAUGGAAAGCGUAUUAUACAAAAAUAUUAAAUUAUUGAGCAACUAACAACUUACUUAUUUACAAAGGAAAUUAUUAUUAUUAUUAU
Molecule: messenger RNA, 3193 nt
Organism: Agrilus planipennis (emerald ash borer)
Lineage: Eukaryota; Metazoa; Arthropoda; Insecta; Coleoptera; Buprestidae
Product: monocarboxylate transporter 12-like
Exons: 4
Coding region: 79-1848 (589 amino acids)
Biological process (GO): transmembrane transport; monocarboxylic acid transport
Molecular function (GO): monocarboxylic acid transmembrane transporter activity
Source: RefSeq, a predicted model, not a curated record